AAUACCCAAAAGGGGUGAAUUGGGUUCUAUACAAUUUUUGUGAGUUAAAGACCCUUUUCAAAUAUGAGUAUAAGCAAUGUGAUUUUCAAUGAAUUUUCAUAUUAUAAAAAGCAUAUACAAAUCAUUUAAUUUUGUAAACUGGUCAUUUUUUUAUGAGGUUUAUUAUAUAUAUUACUAUAUUUUUCGGAUAAAUUCCGGUCUGGUCUGGUUAAAAACUCCCUGCAGAACAUUUCCGUUUCAAUCUAUACCUUUUCUCUCCCUUUUUUUUCCUUCUGCUUUUUCUCUAUGUUGUCUGUCUGCUGCUCUCUCGCGCGCCCUUGUCCACUUCCAUCCGCCGCCUAAGUUCACCGCUGCUGCAGCCAUCUUUGUCACCACAAGCACCUAACUUCUUCACUACAGUUCGAGAUUUAUGAAACCAUCGAAAUAGAAAGAGAAGACUCUCCAAGUUGAAGCACUAAUAUUAUCACGUUUCCUUUAAAGCUUCUCUUUCCAAAGAUCUGUGGCUAGUGAAAUUAGCUUUAUCAUCAUCAUCCAAGCUCAAAAAUGCACAAGUUAAGUAGAGGCAAUCGUGACAAAGUCCAGCAAUUCAUGACAAUAACAGGGGCUAGUGAGAAAGCCGCAUUGCAGGCUUUGAAGGCAAGAGAUUGGCAUCUUGAAGGUGCAUUUGAUGUUUUCUACAGCCAACCUCAGAUUAAAACGUUUACUGAUUCUAGAAAUUUGGAAAAGCUUUACAACAGAUAUAAAGAUCCUUAUGUCGAUAUGAUAUUGGUUGAUGGGAUCACUCUCCUUUGCAAUGAACUCCAGGUGGAUCCUCAAGAUAUAGUUAUGCUAGUUGUUUCAUGGCACAUGAAGGCUGCCACCAUGUGCGAAUUCUCCAAGCAGGAAUUCAUUGGUGGAUUACAAGCUCUAGGGAUAGAUUCUUUGGAGAAGUUCCGCGAAAGAAUACCAUUCAUGCGUUCUGAGCUGAAAGAUGAACAAAAGUUCCGUGAGAUAUACGAGUUUGCUUUUGGUUGGGCAAAAGAAAAGGGUCAAAAAUCUUUGGCAUUGGAUACAGCUAUUGGAAUGUGGCAACUACUGUUUGCUGAAAAACAUUGGCCAUUGGUUGAUCACUGGUGCCAGUUCUUGCAGAUUUGCAUUCAUUUCAGGCUCGGCAUAAUAAAGCAAUCUCCCGGGAUACUUGGUCUCAACUAUUGGAAUUUACCAGGACGGUGGACCCUACACUAUCAAAUUAUGAUGCGGAGGGUGCUUGGCCAUAUCUUAUUGAUGAAUUUGUUGAAUACAUGAAUGAGAAUGGCCUCAUUCAAGAGAGUCAUCAGUCUAAUGAUUGGAGCCAAAGACGGUAAUGACUUGUGGGUGAUGGAUUGCGCUGUGGAUUUACCUUUCCUGGUUCCUCUCUCUCUCUCUCUCUCUCUCUCUCUCUCUCUCUGCACCUUCUUUUCUUACCCUUGAAAAGAAAGACCCGCGAAUAGAUAAAUGUACUGUUUGACGAAAUAUGAAUGACUCUUUUAGCCUAUGGGAUUUUUUCUAUGGCUUCACAUUCUCUUAUGUUGUGCCUGAAGCUGUCCAUGUCAUGUUCACUUCUUGCGUUUCAAUUCCUAAAAUUUUUCUGAACACUUGGACUUGUUUUGGAAGGUUAUAUAUGGACCCUAAAUUAAUAUCCAUAACCUUGUAAAUAAAAAUUAUUAGUUAUGUCACUUUUUUUUAAA
Jatropha curcas is the source of this 1706-nucleotide messenger RNA. NCBI's taxonomy places the organism in Eukaryota, Viridiplantae, Streptophyta, Magnoliopsida, Malpighiales, Euphorbiaceae. The record is from RefSeq and is a predicted model, not a curated record.